Messenger RNA from Bombina bombina (fire-bellied toad), 3223 nucleotides. It is a transcript of the gene GMFB, whose product is annotated as glia maturation factor beta. The transcript has 6 exons. Gene Ontology annotation, molecular function: Arp2/3 complex binding; actin binding. Gene Ontology annotation, cellular component: actin cortical patch. Gene Ontology annotation, biological process: actin filament debranching; negative regulation of Arp2/3 complex-mediated actin nucleation. NCBI's taxonomy places the organism in Eukaryota, Metazoa, Chordata, Amphibia, Anura, Bombinatoridae. The record is from RefSeq and is a predicted model, not a curated record. The coding region runs from base 82 to 456 and encodes 124 amino acids.
GAUUGCUAGCGGUGUGGUGGUGCGAGGUUAGGUUAGUCGCAAUCAGAGCUAGGUUUGUGGACAGCAGAGAACCGGUUGACAAUGAGCGAGUCUUUGGUUGUGUGCGAUGUGGAUGAAGAGCUUGUUGAGAAGCUGAAAAAGUUUCGCUUCCGCAAAGAAACCAACAAUGCUGCUAUAAUAAUGAAAAUAGACAAAGACAAACGCUUGGUGGUGCUGGAAGAAGAGCAUGAGAUAGUAUACAGUUAUAAGUAUCAGCAUGAAGAUGGAAGAGUUUCCUACCCGCUGUGUUUUAUAUUUUCCAGUCCAGUAGGGUGUAAGCCAGAACAGCAGAUGAUGUAUGCUGGAAGCAAAAAUAAACUGGUUCAGAAGGCUGAGCUUACAAAGGUUUUUGAGAUCAGGAAUACUGAAGAUUUAACCGAAGAAUGGCUUACUGAGAAACUUGGGUUUUUCCAUUAAGUUGCAUCUCUUUUUUUUUUUUUUAUCUAUGUGAAAGAGCCAGGAUUGUACCUUUUUUUUGUUACUCUUUGUUCCCUUUUUAGUUAAGAUACCUGCCCACUCAGUGAGUGUCUGUGCUGCUAAGAUGUAUGGAAAUCCUUUUCCUAUUUUCUAACCAAAAACACAUUAUAAGUAACCCAUUUAAAGGGGAAUAGUCACCUCUUACAAACUUUACACAAAUGUGAUCAAUGCUACUGGUACUAGUUGCAAUACUUUUCAAAUUUAUGUUUAUUUGAUAUAUUUCUAUCCCUUUUUUCCCCUUAAUUUCUUCUGUUACAUUAUCAAAGCAGCUUUUUAAUGAAAUUCUCUCAUCUGAUUGGAUAAACAGAUUUAUUCAUUAUCUUUGAUGAGGCACGUCUCGUUGCUAUCCAAAGUUCUUUGUGAUAACUGUUAACGUUAUUACACUAUUACAGCUUUUGAGUUGAGUUGUGGUAGCAAAUGCUUCUGCAUUAUCAAUGCAGAUAUCUUCGAAAAUGUCAAAAAAUAAAUUGCAGCUAGCCCUAGUGGUGUCAAUUACUAUAUUGAAUGUGUACUUAAAAGUGGUAUUUGUAACAUUCUACAAACCCACUAGGACCAAAAGGGUUAAAUACUAUAGUAUUUGUAUAUAGACCUGACGGCACUGGAACAUGAGAAUGUGUAAUGUCACUAACAGUCAUGCACUUGUAUUAAUGGUUUAAUUCUUGCGGUGAAAAUUAUUAACUUUUCAGUUAUGCUGAGUCUGCACGAAAAAAAGGACCAAGUCCUUAAUAAUGUUGAAUUUUUAUUCACUGUUAUCUAUAAACUGAAUUUUUUGUAGUAUGUGAAAAACAAAUAUGAAUCUUUUGGACUAAUUAGUGCUAAUGUAACUUACAGUGCAGCUUGUAAUUAAAAUAAUAUUGGGGUAUUUGUUUUUUUAUUUCUGUUUUAUAUGUUGCAACCCGCAGUUGUUCACAUAUUUUGCAAAGCUAGAAGGUCAAAGUCAUACUAUUAUCCUGAUUUAGGUCAGGGAUGACUGACUGGCAGUGCCUAGAAAAAAAAAAUCAGAACUAAGAAUGUGUGCCAUAGAUUUUGUGGCCCCAGGAAAAAGCGAUAAUAAAAAUGUGCUUUCGGGAGGUCACAACUAAAACAGUAGACAAUGGCCAUUUUUAAGAAAUAUAUAUUCUUUAUGUGUUUCAACACCAAAAAUUUAUAUGCGACCCUUAAAGGCUUCUAAAAUAUUUACAAGGCAUUUGUUUGUCCUUUCUAUAUUAAGAUAAUGAUUAUCAUCUGAAGUCUAAAGUUAAUUGAAUUUGGAGGAGAAAAUAAAAUUUUCUACAUUCACCAUUUUUCAGACAUUAUUAAUCUAAAUAGUCAUGUUAGUUUUCAGAUUUUGUGAUUUUUGGCCUAGAUUUUUGAGACGUCAAAUUUACAACACAUCAGUUAUAUAACCUCUUACAUCAGACUCGACCUUUGUUUUACUAUAAGCGAACAGUAUUGACCGAAUGGGGCCAAAUACAUCUGUUUGCGGAAAAAGGAGUUAAAGGGAUAGUAAAGUCCAAAUUAAACUUCAUGAUUCAGAUAGGGCAUAAACUUUCUAAUUUACAUUUAUCAUCAAAUUUGCUUUGUUCUCUUGUUAUUCUUAGUUUAAAGCUAAACUUAGGUAGGCUUAUAUUCUAAUUUCUAAGCAAGGCCGACCUCUGCAUUUGACAGCUAGAGGGCGUUAGUUCAUGUGUUUCAUAUAGAUAACAUUGUGCUCAUGCACAUGAAGUUAUUUAAGAGUCAGCACUAAUUGCCUGAAAUGCAAGUCUGUCAAAAGAUCUGAGAUAAGGAGGCAGUCAGCAGAAGCUUAGAUACAAAGUAAUUACAGAGGUAAAAAGUAUAUUUCUAUAACUGUGUUGGUUAUGCAAAACUGGGGUAUUGUAAAUAAAGGGAUUAGCUAUCUUUUUAAACAAUAACAUUUUUGGUGUUUACUAUCCCUUUUAACUCGUCCGCUGCCUCUCUCAUACGAUCGGGUUGAUUGACACCCCCUGCUCUAUCAGCACCAAAUAUGCAUUAAACCAAGAUUCCCAGAAAUACAGAUCCAUAUUAGUUAUGGCUACAUCAACCUCCCGUCUACUAAUAUUCUGCAGCAUAGAUUGCUGUAAUUCAGACACUGACCUGCAUCUUACACAUCCUUUGUAUAAAGUGUCAUCAUAUAAAAAAACAUAAAAAUAAAGCUGACACGUGUGCGUAUUUCAGUUUUGGAUAGAAGCAUUUACUGUGCACAGAGCAUAUGCACAUAUGCCCUGUGAAUUCUCAUACAAAUGCCUUGUAUGCUCAGAGAGCAUAUGUCAGCGAUAACUGGUGUUGUUGCUGAUAAAUACAUGCCCCCGAUGUCUGUGCAGCUUUGUAGAUUAAAUAAGUAAAUAUGCUCCAUGAAUUUUGCUGAUGAUAAAUGUGUAUUUCAAAAAUUGUACAAUUAAAAACUGAAAUGCAAUUAUGCAGAUUUCAAUGUUGAAUAUUUUACACUGGAAUUAAUUUACAUUUUAAGAGUUUACCUUGGUUUUUGAUUCUUUAUAAUAUUUAAAGGCCAUAUAUUUCAACCUUAGGUGGAUGGCAUCUUCUAGGGAAUAUUCAUAAAAGGUCAUUUUCUGUUAUAAAUCAAAAGCAUUUUGAGUUUUCUGAAAAUUUCUGUUUGUGUAUGUCCAUUUCCUUGCAUUUGUCGUGUUUUUUUGUUGUUGCUCCUGUUCUAAAAAAAGAAAAACAAAAUAAAACUAUCUGCCUAUAGAAA